Coregonus clupeaformis (lake whitefish) is the source of this 3161-nucleotide messenger RNA. RefSeq names its product molybdenum cofactor sulfurase-like. Gene Ontology annotation, molecular function: molybdenum cofactor sulfurtransferase activity. NCBI's taxonomy places the organism in Eukaryota, Metazoa, Chordata, Actinopteri, Salmoniformes, Salmonidae. The record is from RefSeq and is a predicted model, not a curated record. Bases 1 to 3159 code for a protein of 1052 amino acids. Gene Ontology annotation, biological process: molybdopterin cofactor metabolic process. The transcript has 13 exons.
AUGGCUUGGCUAGAGCUUGAUGACCUUCAAGCUACAGCCGCUGCAGCAAACCCGUUCUUUAAGAAGGCCCCGGCAGCUACACCGUUCAGUGUGCCACCUUCACCGGCUUUUCUUACAGAGCUUCAGAGAUGCUGGGCCGACCCGUGGGCUCUCACCCACCAUGGCAAGGAUAGUAGGAUGCUACCUGCCAUGCGCGACGCAAAACAACAUGGGCUGGACCAUAUGCCUAAGGUGGAUGAAUUCAUAGCAGAGCUGAUGCUCUCCCCAGAUGAAGCCCUAAAGGAUGACGCCCGCUGCCCCAGACCUCAGUGCAGGGCCACAGAUGAGCUACUGUCACGGGCCUAUGACAAAGCGGCCUACAUGACCCGCAUUUGGAAAUUUCUCGCAGUGCUCAUGCUAGCACAGAACAGGAUGCUCCAGCCAGAGCACGCAGACCUGGAUCUCUGCAGCCUGAAUGACGUAUCUCUUCAAGCGUUUGCAUUCAUGACCAGAGAGCUAGGCAGACUGAUGUCCACUGUAGUUGUGACUUGUCGCCAGGUCUGGUUCGCCCAAGCCCCAAUGUCCGAUGACUCCAGGCAGAUGCUGAGAAAGCUCCCAGUGGUCCUCGGUCUGCUCUUCGGCCCCGUGGCUGAGUGCACCAUCAAAUGCAGACAGAACUCGACCAGGAUGAUCUAUGCUGGUCGCUGGAAGCUGUUUACCGAAUGGUGCUCUACCAGGGUGGAGGAACCCGUGUCCUGCUCUGUAUCUGUUAUACUCAGCUUCCUUCAGAAACGAUUGGACUCAGGUCGCUCUGCCUCUACCUUGAAGGUGUAUGCCUCAGCAAUAUCAGCUAACCAUUUACACAUCGAUGGAAAAUCGGCAGGAGCCCACUACCUCGUCUGCCAAUUCUUACAAGGUGUCCGCAGGCUGCAUCCCCUCAGGGCCGUCCACGCAGCAAACCUGGGAUCUGCCACUAGUAUUGGAGGCUUUGACGAAACCUCCCUUCGAGCAUACGAAGGUGCCAGACAUAAAAUCUCUGAAAACGGCUUUCCUCUUAGCUAUUUCAUCAGCGAAACGACCUCGGUGCACUACAGGAAGUCAGACCAGCUGUUUCUGUGCUUCAGUGGGAAGUCAAAAGGCCUUGCAUUGUCCAAGCAGGGGCUUUCACACUGGGUGGUGGAUGUCACCGCUCAGGCCUACAAGGGUGUAGGGCUCCCUGUCCCAGAAGGCAACCCUCACAGCCAUAACCUCAGCAGCAGACUGACACAUGACACAGUGGAGCAUGUCAGAUACAGGAUAUUGCAGCAUUUUAACACCACUCAUGACAAAUACUCAGUGAUUUUCACCUCUGGCAGUACGGCAGCUCUCAAAUUAGUCACUGAGAGCUUUCCCUGGAGGCCUCUCACUGCUGCGGAGCCAGCCAGUCAGUUCUGCUAUCUGACUGAUAACCAUACCUCAGUGGUCGGUAUCAGAGGAGUUACUUCAGCACUGGGAGUAGUUUCUCUACCUGUCUCCCCCGAGGAGAUAGAGGCCAGAGCCAAAGAUGUGGCCCAGAGUGAAGGCAGCAGUUGCCAGACACCACACCUCUUCUGUUACCCAGCACAGAGCAAUUUCUCUGGCAGAAAGUACUCCCUGGGGUAUGUGAGGGGUAUCCAGGCGCGGCAGCUCUACCCAGCGUGUGAUAGCAAGGGCCUGUGGUUCGUCCUGCUGGAUGCUGCCUCUUUUGCCAGCUGCUCUCCGCUGGAUCUGCAGGAGCACCCAGCGGACUUUGUUCCCUUCUCCUUCUACAAGAUGUUUGGCUUCCCCACAAGUUUAGGGGCUCUUCUGGUCCAGAAUGAUACAGCUGCCCUCCUAAGAAAUACGUAUUUUGGUGGGGGGACAACAGCAGCCUACCUAGCAGGGGAGAACUAUUAUGUGUCAGCGCCAAAUAUGGCUAGCCGGUUUGAAGAUGGCACCAUCUCUUUCCUAGACAUCAUUGCUCUAAAUCAUUGUUUUGAUUCUCUCCACACGUUCACAAGAGCCAUGGACAAGAUCCAGCUGCAUACAUUUGGUUUAACACGCUAUACUUACUUGUUGCUGUCUAGUCUUUGCCAUGGCAACGGACAACCAGUUGCUCAGAUAUACUCCAACAGUGAGUUUGAGAACCCAAGUACACAGGGAGCCAUCCUCAACUUCAACUUGAUGGACUGUCAUGGACAAAUGAUUGGAUACUCUCAGGUGGACAAGCUAGCUAGUCUUUUUAAUAUCCAUGUGCGGACAGGUUGCUUCUGCAACACAGGUGCCUGUCAGCUCUUUCUUGGCAUCACCAAUCAAGAGGUGAAGAGCAACCUACAGGCGGGUCAUGUCUGUGGAGACAACAUAGACCUGGUAGACAACCGUCCAACGGGAUCUGUGCGUGUAUCUUUCGGCUACAUGUCAACCUUCCAGGACUGCCAAAACGUCCUGAACUUCGUUGCGGACUGCUUUGUGGAGAAACCAGUAAAAGUGGACCAAGCGAAACUAGACAGACUGAAAUCGAACACCUCCUCUAAAGGUUCCAGUCAAUGUCUGCUCACCAUGCUUACCAAUGGUAAACCUGACCACAUAGAUGAGAGAGAGCAUGCCUCUACAGAUCCAGUUGUGAACCAAUGUGGAGAGAAGGCCAUCACCAAAGAUGCAAAGACCCAUGAGAAGGCCCAGACUAUGACUAACAUUUACAUGUAUCCCAUCAAAUCCUGUGCAGCGUUUGAGGUGACUGACUGGCCAGUGGGUGCUCUGGGUCUGCUCCAUGACCGGGGCUGGAUGGUAGUGAAUGGUAAUGGAGUGUGUCUGAACCAAAAGAGAGAACCACGCUUAUGCCUCAUUCAUCCACAGAUCUACCUGCCCUCGAACACACUGCUCCUGCAGGCCUCAGGAAUGGACACUAUUUGUGUCCCUUUGGAAAACCACAAUGAGCCACACCAGAGUCAUAGGGUGUGUCAAAGCAAGGUGGGUGGUGACAGGGUGGAGACAGUGGACUGUGGCGAUGAAGCUGCAUCAUGGCUCUCAGAGUUCCUUGAACAGCCUUGUCGUUUGAUAAGGCAAAGUCCUGAUUUCAUCUGCAACAUUAAAAAGGGCCAUGAAAAAGGUGAAAGUGAAAUGUCCCUGGUAAACUUAAGUUCAGAUACCAUACUAGGCUAUCAUUUUAUAUUUACAUUUUAGUA